Pseudonaja textilis is the source of this 2141-nucleotide messenger RNA. RefSeq names its product transmembrane protein 144 (gene TMEM144). Gene Ontology annotation, cellular component: membrane. Lineage: Eukaryota; Metazoa; Chordata; Lepidosauria; Squamata; Elapidae. Gene Ontology annotation, molecular function: carbohydrate transmembrane transporter activity. The record is from RefSeq and is a predicted model, not a curated record. Gene Ontology annotation, biological process: carbohydrate transmembrane transport.
CACGCCGCGGUUGGCAGCUGGGCGAGGCAUCAUGUGAGCACCGGGCGGAGCUCCUGGUUUCUUACAGCUGUUGCCCCUUCAAAAUCAUCAAAGCAGGAAGCAAAGAGCCGGGAGGCUGUUUUGAAAAUAACAUCGGUGUACGAAAGUGCUGCCUGAAGAAAGGGAAUCCAGAGAAAUCAACUCAGGCACUGAAAACAGGAUGGAGAGCUGGCAAGAGAUCCCCUACUCUGUCAGCAGUAAUACAACAGAUCUGACCAUUGGCUUCAUUUCCUCAGCAAUUGCUGUUGUCUUAUUUGGAUCCAACUUUGUACCGGUGAAGAAGUUUGACACUGGCGAUGGAAUGUUCUUCCAGUGGAUUCUUUGUGCUGCUAUCUGGAUUGUUUCUUUAAUUGUUAACCUGAUUCAGAACAGCCCUAAGUUUUGGCCUCUUGCUAUGGUUGGGGGCUUUUUAUGGGCUACAGGUAAUGUAACAGUUGUUCCAAUUGUUAAAACCAUUGGGUUAGGCCUUGGACUUUUAAUCUGGGCUUCUUUUAACUUGCUCACUGGCUGGGCAAGCUCAAGAUUUGGCUGGUUUGGAAUUGACCCAGAAGAAGUCAGAAAACCAGUUUUGAAUUAUAUUGGAGCAGCACUUUCACUAUUUAGCUGUAUCAUAUUUCUUUUCAUAAAAAGUGAAGUUGAAAACUCUUCACUAUCUUCAGAAAGCAGUCCGUUAUUAAGAGAACAGUCUAUCAACAGUUCUGAGUACAGAGUCGAAAACAGGAGUGAUGUAUCUUGGGUGGACAACCUUUCUCCAUUGGGAAAAAGAAUGGUAGGCUGCUUUCUGGCUAUGAUCGCUGGGAUAUUCUAUGGCUCCAGUUUUGUACCUGUGUUUUACAUCAAGGACCAUGGCAGAAGAAAUGGGACUAUAUAUACAGGAGCUAGUCAAUUUGAUUUAGAUUAUGUAUUUGCCCACUUCAGUGGUAUCUUCCUUACAAGCACUGUCUACUUUCUCCUCUACUGUGCAGCAAUGAAAAAUAACCCUAAGGUUUAUCCUAGAGCCAUAAUACCAGGGUUUAUUUCUGGCACAUUAUGGGCAAUAGCCAAUUGCUGCUGGUUUAUAGCAAACCAUUAUCUCAGCGCUGUUGUGAGCUUCCCAAUAAUCACUGCUGGUCCUGGUUUUAUAGCUGCAGUGUGGGGAGUGCUGGUGUUUAAAGAAAUAAAGGGACUAAAAAACUAUCUGCUGCUCUUAAUAGCAUUCUGCAUUAUUUUGGCUGGAUCCCUCUCUACAGCUUUUUCUAAAGUGUGAAGAAACACCUCUUGACCCAGCAGAUGGCACCACGAGUUAAUACAUGUAAGACGUUCAAGAUUGCUCCUGAUCUUUGGAGGCAUCACUUAUGUCUUUGUUCUCACCAUAAAAACAGAAACUUUGGGAGGAAUAUUUUUAAUGAAGAAUAUUCACUGUGGUCUGUCUUCAUUGCUUAAAAUAAGAAACCCAUUUUUUUAAAAAAAAAAGCUUAAGUGUGGACAGUUAGAUAUCAAGCGUUUUUCAAAAGUUUUGAUGCUGUAAUAUUUUUUUAUCUUGUGGCUGUUACCUUGUUGGGAAGGGAAGGAAAUAUUUGAAAAAUGUAAAGAAAUAAAAUAUACUUACCCUCUACAUUUCUUUUCCCAUUCUUAGUUUCUUUCAGUACACAGAUUUAUAUUAAAAAAAAAAUUGGAGGACCCCUCCUAAAUUUUUCAUUACUGGACUGGUCCUGAAUUAUUUGAGAGUUUUGUUUUCUUACAGGCUGACAGUAAAUCCAUAAACAUCUAGCUAUGUGUGCUAUGUUGAGACUCACAUUCAAGUGGCUUCCUGAAGUUAAGCAGGCCUAUGCAAUAUCAUCUGGGAAAUAUUGUUUAUAGUAUUAUAGAUUUUUUAUAUAAGAAGUGUAGAAUAUAUGGAUUAAAAAAAAUAAUAUCUGAGGCUAUGUAUAGUUGUGCAGAGAACUCACCAUGGCUCUUUGACUGAAAUAUUUGAUUGAAGUAUAAGGGGAUUGUAAUUAGUUCUACAGGUAUUGUACAGAUCCAAAAGAAAAGAACGCAGGAGCAAAUUGCAUAGAAAUAGUGGGAACAGAUCAGUAAUGUGUAAUGUAAUAAAGUGGUAAUGUGUGAUUUUAAUAAAGCAG